Vanrija pseudolonga is the source of this 1998-nucleotide messenger RNA. RefSeq lists its product as uncharacterized. Gene Ontology annotation, molecular function: zinc ion binding; DNA-binding transcription factor activity, RNA polymerase II-specific. Lineage: Eukaryota; Fungi; Basidiomycota; Tremellomycetes; Trichosporonales; Trichosporonaceae. The transcript has 3 exons. The coding region runs from base 189 to 1763 and encodes 524 amino acids. Gene Ontology annotation, biological process: regulation of DNA-templated transcription. The record is from RefSeq and is a predicted model, not a curated record.
GGUGCAGCCUGUACCACCUGAUAACGAUUCGCUCGCUAGCCGCAGGCUGUAGUCGCUGCCGAGCCGAUCCGGUGGCUCGCGAGUGGUGAUGAGCCGGCAACACAGUUCUGGCUAAACUCGGCAGCAAGCAACAUAUAUGACGGCUGCCACUCUUGAGGCGCGAGGGGUCAAGAAUAACUCGCACCGGUAUGAUCUUCAACAACGCAGAAGCAAGCACAAGCACAAGCACACAGACCACGCCAGCACAAGGGGUCAAGCGGAAACGGCACACGCGCACGUCGACGGGCUGUCGCGCGUGCCGCAUGACGCGCGUCAAGUGCCCCGAAGGCCCGGUCAACGCGAGCGGGACCAAGGCGGCCUGCCGCCGCUGCUGGGAGAACGACGAGGCGUGCUUCUACCCGUCGCGCAACCUCGGCGGGCGCAUGCCGCGCAAGGGCAUGCGCGAGCGCGACGCGAGCUGGGAGGCUGCCGGGCCGUAUGUCGGCAACAGCGGCGAGGUUGUGGCGGGGCCGGCUGCCACCUCCUCGGGUCCGGACGACAACCGGCCUGUCAUCAAGCGUGCCCGGGUGGACACCAAGCCGCCUGCACACGCGGCGAUCGCCGCGCUCCUCCGGUUCGCGCUGGCGCCGCACGCCCCUCUGGCGACAUUCACGCUGGCGUCCCUCGCGCCGUCCGAGGCCGACGCGCAUGCAAUCAGCUUCUUCGAGGCGCGCGGCUGCGUCGAUAUCCUCUCCGCCCCGGGGCGGGAGCACAACUGGAUCUGGACGCAGCUCUUCCCGCGGCUCGUCGCCGUGCUGCUGCACGCGCACCCGAUGCGCAGCUACCUCCACGCGUGCUUGCUGCAGCUGGCAUACACGCACCGCGCGAACAUGGAGGACGGGGAGACGCAGCGCGCCGUGUGGCGGUCGCAGGCGACGCAGUGGCGGACGCGGGCCGGCGCCGAGCUCGUGCGCGUCAAGCUCACACGCAAAGAGUGGAAGGGGGACGAGUAUCUCAUGGGCCUGUUUAUCCGGUACAUGGCCGACAUGCUCUCCGGCGGCGGCCUCGACCCGAUCGAGCCAGAGGUCGACGUGACGGCCACAUGCCCUUCGCUUCGAAGCAUGAUAUCGACGUAUGCGACGAUGCAGAGCGCGUGCGGGGCACGCAAGUCGAGCCCAACAAUACCAGACGACGAGGACCCAGAAUGGGUCGAGCGCUUCUUUGGCUUCUCGCCGGCGUUUACGGCGCUCCUGGCCCGCGUCAACUCCCUCGUGGCCGACAAGCUUGAGGGGCACCGUCCGAUGGAGGUACGCCUUGGGGCACAUGCGCUGCUCGACGAGCUGGGCGAAGGGUGGGAGGUCGGCGCGGUGCGCGCCCACGAGGUGGGAAAGAGCGCGCGUGUACAGCGCGGCAACGAGGUCAUGCGCGCCGCCCUCCGCGUGCUCCUCCUCUCUGAAGUCCUCCAAGUCCCACUACACGACGCGCGCAUAGAGCGCUGUGCCCGCCGCGCAGUCGAGCUCGUCGCCGACUCUGACGCGGCCAGCAUGCCAGGCUUCCAGUGGCCGCUGGUCAUCGUGGCAGUGUACACGCGCGACGUGGCCCUCCGCGCGCGCUUGCAGGAACUGAUAACCCACGCGACGGCGCUCUCCUUCGGACCGCAUUACCCGGCCCCACGCGACGUGCUCGAGAUAUGCUGGGAGCUCAUGGAUUCGAGCGGGUACGUCACGGGCGUGGCGCCGUGGCGCGAUGCCGCCGCCAGCGUAGGGCGCACGCUGUGGGUUUAGCGUAUCUCGGUGGGUUUAUCGCGCCAACCACAACACCAGCGCCGCAGCCACCCGGCGAGCCGGCCAGGCCUGCGGGAACGAACGCCAGUCGCCACACGUCCGUCCAUCCGCGACGGCCGCCUGUGCUGCCUGUGCCGCUGGCGCCUGCUGCCUGCCACGCGCCGUCCGGCCGCCGGCAGUCUGCAUCUCACUUCCCAGACUAGCUCUGUCGUGCUGCUUAUCAAGAUGUCACCCA